Molecule: messenger RNA, 1977 nt
Organism: Physcomitrium patens
Lineage: Eukaryota; Viridiplantae; Streptophyta; Bryopsida; Funariales; Funariaceae
Source: RefSeq, a predicted model, not a curated record
UUUCGACAGGAGUUUUGGUAAAGAUGGCGGGUCAAGGAUUUUUCAAAGAUAUUCUCGACGGCGACGUCUUCAAGUACUAUGCGGAUGGAGAGUGGAAAGUGUCCUCGUCGGGGAGGUCUGUGGGCAUUACCAAUCCCUCCACGUUGAAAGUGCAAUACAAAGUGCAAGCCUGCACUCAAGAAGAGGUGAACAAAAGCGUGGAGAGUGCCCAUGCUGCGCAAAAAAUAUGGGCCAAGACACCGUUGUGGAAGAGAGCUGAAGCGCUGCACAGGUUCGCUGGGAUCCUUAAAGACCAGAAGAACCCCAUUGCGGAGGCUCUUGUGAAGGAAAUUGCCAAACCCCAAAAAGAUGCCGUUACUGAGGUCGUUAGAUCUGGUGAUCUUAUUUCAUAUUCAGCAGAGGAGGGCAUUCGAAUCUUGGCCGAGGGCAAGUUCUUGGUGUCUGACAGCUUCCCAGGAAACGGCAGAAAUAAAUACUGCCUUGCUUCGAAGAUUCCUCUUGGCGUGGUCCUUGCCAUUCCCCCAUUUAACUACCCUGUCAACCUGGCCGUGUCCAAGAUCGCCCCAGCUUUAAUUGCAGGAAACGCAGUCAUCUUGAAGCCUCCUACGCAGGGUGCAGUGUCUGCUUUGCACAUGGUGCACUGCCUUCAUAUGGCGGGAUUCCCGAAGGGGUUAGUUUCUGCAAUCACAGGGAAGGGAUCUGAGAUCGGAGACCUGAUGACUAUGCAUCCGGGCAUCAAUUGCAUCAGUUUCACUGGAGGUGACACUGGUAUUGCAAUUUCGAGAAAAGCUGGCAUGGUUCCACUUCAGAUGGAGCUCGGAGGCAAGGAUUGCUGCCUUGUUCUCGAGGAUGCUGAUCUUGAACUCGCUGCGAACAAUGUCAUUAAGGGUGGAUACUCUUACAGUGGACAACGCUGCACAGCUGUGAAGGUAAUCUGUGUAAUGGAAUCAGUCGCGGAAGAACUAGUGACCAAGAUCGUAGAGAAGAUGACGAAGCUCAAAGUUGGUAUGCCUGAAGAUAACUGUGACAUCACUCCAGUUGUCAGCCAGUCCUCAGCGAACUUCAUCCAGGGACUCGUGGAGGAUGCCAAGGCCAAGAAAGCCAAGUUCCACCAGGAAUGGAAGAGAGAAGGGAACUUGAUCUGGCCACUUCUUAUUGACAAUGUCACAGCUGACAUGAGAAUCGCGUGGGAGGAGCCCUUCGGACCAGUGAUCCCUGUCAUACGGAUCAAGACAGUGGAGGAGGGCAUUCAUCACUGCAACGCAAACAAUUUUGGUCUUCAGGGCUGCGUCUUCACCAAGGAUAUCAACAAAGCAAUAUUGAUCAGUGAUGCUAUGGAAUCUGGAACUAUUCAAAUCAAUGCAGCGCCUGCGAGAGGGCCUGAUCACUUUCCUUUCCAGGGCCUACGAGACAGUGGUAUCGGGUCGCAAGGAAUCACCAACAGCAUCCAAAUGAUGACCAAAACCAAGAGCACGGUGAUCAACUUGCCCACUGAGUCGUACACGAUGGGCUAGAUCACUUCGACCCUCACUGGUGGACGACGUAGCUGAUCCUAGUUCCUGCAAGACGUAUAUCAUCGUCGUAGUUUUCCAAGAAGAAUUAUUAUCACUUCACACCUGCUCCAGACAAUUCCACAUACUGAAGAGCAUGAUUGCUGUCUGAAGUGUAGGACAGCUGUUUGGGAGGAUUGGCAUGGAUUGCGAGAGUGAUUUAUAGAGCUCAUCACUGACAGCAUCUGUGGGUGUUUGUACAUUCGCAUACCUAGCCAGCCUCAUGAAUCGGACAGAACAUAGGCCGUGGAAGUAGAAUUUUGUUCAACAUUUGCACAUGGAGCAGCAGAGGAAUGGCCAGAAAUUGAUGAAAAAAGCAACUUGGCUGCCGAAAUCUCUGAUUGAUGAACUUGCACACAUCGACUAUGUACAUACACUUUGGUUACAGGGUCCGUCUUGCAUGGACAGCAAUAACUUUGCAAAUCCA